Molecule: messenger RNA, 1351 nt
Organism: Oncorhynchus gorbuscha (pink salmon)
Lineage: Eukaryota; Metazoa; Chordata; Actinopteri; Salmoniformes; Salmonidae
Product: protein FEV-like
Exons: 3
Coding region: 240-1070 (276 amino acids)
Biological process (GO): cell differentiation; regulation of transcription by RNA polymerase II
Cellular component (GO): nucleus
Molecular function (GO): sequence-specific DNA binding; DNA-binding transcription factor activity, RNA polymerase II-specific
Source: RefSeq, a predicted model, not a curated record
UUUUUUCCAACAUGAAAUAGGCUUUUGUGUUUGCAAAGGGGUAAAGAGGCGGAAAAGAGAGAGGCUCUGAACUGGCUUCCAUGUCAUACACUUAAAUUCUCCAUAGAAACUCUGAUCUUAACGCGGAAACUUUAUUAAACCCUGAUGGUGGAUUGAUAAGACCGAAUUUCUCUCGGCUUGAUUUUAUUGUGGAGACCGGGGAGGGAUGACAGAGGUAAAUUGCUAUUUUAAUUAAAGCAAUGCACCAGAGGAAAUUGCUGUCUGAAUAUUGUCUCAGAGAUGGGGUUUGUGACAGUUGCCUGGAAACUUCAAUCUGUCCCACAUUUAUUCCAGAUCACAGUUAUAAGAUAAAGUUUAAUACAAAUCUUUGCCCGAAUGAAAUCCAACCCUUUCUUGAACAAACAGCUACAAUGAAACAGAACUGCGGAGGAAACGUUAUGUUUAACAUGUAUCUCUCAGAUCCAACAGAACAUCUGUUGAAAGAAAGCAAAAGUGGGUCCUGGAUUCCCUCAAAUACAGGGGCUCAAAAAGGUAGUGGACAGAUUCAGCUAUGGCAGUUUCUCCUCGAACUCCUGUCAGACAGCGCCAACAUGUCCUGCAUUACCUGGGAAGGGACGAACGGGGAAUUCAAGCUAAUUGACCCCGAUGAGGUGGCCCGGCGAUGGGGCGAGCGCAAAAGCAAGCCCAACAUGAACUACGACAAACUCAGCCGCGCAUUGCGGUACUACUACGACAAAAACAUCAUGACAAAGGUCCAUGGGAAGCGAUAUGCUUACAAGUUCGACUUUCACGGCUUGGCCCAGGUGUGUCAACCCUCAACAACAGAGCAAGCGCUUUAUAAAUUCCAGAGUAAUUUUGCCCCUAUUCCCUUUUCAGGGAUUUCCAAGCUAAGCCUCGUUGGUCCAGGCGUUGGUCCGUCCGGAUUCUCCUAUUGGCCGGGUUCGCCACCCACUCUCUACCACAGUCACAACCUCCAACCCCCGGGACCAUUUGGUGCUGUGUCCGCUUCGCACAUCAACUGUGUCAACAACAUCAACAAUCUGAAUAAUAUCAAUAACCACUACAAUUGACUACUAUUAAUCCACCAAUGAGGCCUAAUCAUAAUAAUCGAUGAUUGAUGUAAUUUAAAGCGUGCCUUUUUGGAUUAGGCCUAAUGAUGAUUUUUCCUUUCGAAAUGUUAUCUUGUGAACCCAAGACAUUGUCUGAUCCUAACAUGAUCCUGAUCCUAAUAUGCCAAGGUGCAAUUCAUUAAACAUUUUGUGCAAUAUUUCAAAUGUAAUAACAUGCGUUUUCAGAUAUGCUAUGUAUUUUAGACUAAACCCAGAUUAAGAACCCUUUUCUUUACAAAUUA